Messenger RNA from Rotaria sordida, 471 nucleotides. NCBI's taxonomy places the organism in Eukaryota, Metazoa, Rotifera, Eurotatoria, Philodinida, Philodinidae. The record is from the annotation of a GenBank genome assembly.
AUGUUAAGAAAAAGCAAAGGACCCAUAAUACAAGUUGAUCGUUUAAUUUUUGAUACAAGAAAUAAAACGAAACCAAAUUCAAUUAUUUCAGCUAUAUCUCAUUCAUUACCUAUCUUAAAUUUACCAUCUAAUUUAUCAGUUAAAAAAAAUAACGAAUAUAUUUCUGGUGAAUCUUAUGUUUCAUUUCCUGCAAAUAAAUUAAAAGUAAUUCGUUUAACACUUGAUGAUAUAAAUAAUGAAAAAAUAGUUUUCAAUGAAAAUGAAAAGAAAAUCUAUUCAAUCAAUCAACAAUCAUCAUCAUCAUCAUCAUCACCAUCAUCAUCAUCAUCAUCAGUAUUAGAAGACAAUCUGAAAAAGAAGAACGAAAAUAUUUUUUCACCAGUUUAUGAAUCAAUCGAUGAAAAACGAGAUAUAAUUAAUCAUAAUAAAAAACAGACAAAUAUUUAUGAUGAUCCAUUUGAAAUACUUUAA